Messenger RNA from Didymodactylos carnosus, 945 nucleotides. Lineage: Eukaryota; Metazoa; Rotifera; Eurotatoria; Philodinida; Philodinidae. The record is from the annotation of a GenBank genome assembly.
AUGUCUAUACGAUAUAGUAAAACACAUAUUCGAACAUUAUUUUCAAUUGAAUGUGAAAAUGGAAAAUGCAUUAAAGAUUAUUCAUGUUUUCAAAGAGAAAGUGAAAUAUUGUUAAUGCCAUCAACGUACUUUCAAGUAAUUGGUCAUAAUGAUCAAGGUAAUGGUUUACAUAUUGUUCAUUUGAAAGAAAUACAACCACCUUUUACUUUACUUCAACCACCACAAGGAUUAGAAUUGACUUACUCAACACAGCCAAAAGAAUUAAUAUUAAAAAAUCAAGGGUUAAGAAUAGAGAAUAUUAGUGAAAUUGCACAAUCACUUAGAGGAAAUAAAAUCUUAAAGAUUUUAGACUUAGGUGGUAACAACAUAACAAAUGAAAGCGCGCAAAUUUUAGCAGAAUCAUUGUUAGAAAAUGGUAUACUAGAACUUUUGAAUAUAGAUGGAAACGAAGUUGAAGAUAAUGGUAUACAAGCAAUUGCCAAGGUAUUGGAAGUAAAUCAGAGUUUAACAACUCUGGGAAUAAUGGAUAAUCGAAUAAGAAAGAAAGGAGCAAUAGCUCUUUCAGAAAUGUUAAAAGUGAAUAAAACUUUGAAGUUAUUGAACAUUGGAAAUAAUCGUAUUGAGAAUGAUGGUUGUAUAUCAAUAGCUGAAUCAUUAAAAAUUAAUAAUUGUUUAGAAACACUUGGAUUACCGGGAAAUAACAUUGGUGAUAGUGGAGCAUAUGCUCUAGCAGAAAUGCUUUUAAUGAAUAAAUCAUUACAUUUUCUAAAUAUUGACAAUAAUCAAAUUAACGAAUGUGGUGCACGAGCACUGAGUGAAGCAAUCCAAGUCAAUAACACAUUGAAAAACUUCUAUAUUCAAGACAAUCAAAUAACAGACGAAGGCAAAACAUUACUACAGCAAGCGGCUAAGUCAAACAGAAAUUUAAGAGUAUUCAAAAUGUAA